AUUUUCAUGUUUUUUCGAUAAGAUAAUUUUAAAAUUUCCAAUUUCGCUACAUUUCAAGUACAUUUCCCUUGUUUUUAUCAAUAUCAACCCGAACCAGAUAACGUAUCGCGGCAUAUCUGAAGGCGACAUCGAACAUUUCUGACUCAUACAAAUGAAAAAUUUUGACAUUUCUUUGUUUUUAUCUGGUUCGUAAGCGAAAAUUUGUGUUUUAAGCGUAAAAUUACUCAAAAUUUGUCGGAAAAAAUUGUCAAAAUUCAGCGAUUAGAGCAGGAAGCGUUCGCGAUGGAGGAUAUUCCUCCAACUACCAUAAUAAAUAAAGAAACCUCACCGUUAAUUACAAAAACCAGGAGACGAGGAUUCUUUUUUAGUUGUUGGUGGUGGACUGUGCGAAGAUGGUGCGCAGCGAAAGAAUUACGUUCCCGAACGGUUUUAAUCGGAAAAACAUCCACAGAAAAAUUUCCCCCGAACGAGAUUAGAAAUCAAAAAUACAACAUCAUCACAUUUUUACCUUUGGUGCUGUUUCAGCAAUUUCGUUUUUUCCUCAACCUGUACUUUUUAAUUAUGGCCUUAAGUCAGUUCAUACCCGAAAUUCGUAUCGGUUUGCCGUAUACUUAUUGGGGUCCGCUGUCUUUCGUGCUGCUCGUGACAAUUUGUCGCGAAGUUGUUGACGAUGUGCGACGACAUCGACGCGACAAGGAGAUAAAUUCACAAAAGUACAAGCGUUUGACGGGACACAAUCAAGCGGAGCUCGUUCCAAGCAGCAAAUUGCGUGUCGGUGAUAUAAUAAUUGUAGAAAAAGACGAAAGAAUUCCCGCAGAUUUAGUUUUGCUGCGGACCAGUGAUAAAAGUGGAGCAGUAUUUGUUAGAACUGAUCAAUUGGAUGGCGAAACUGAUUGGAAAUUACGUUUAGCAGUUCCAACAACGCAAAAAUUGGCUGACGAUUCGGAAUUAUUUUCAUUAGAUGCCUCGAUUUACAUUGAAAAGCCUCAAAAGGACAUCCAUUCGUUCAUCGGGACUUUCACAAAUGGCGCCGAGGAGGAAAGUUUAGACUUACAAAACACCCUGUGGGCAAAUACAGUCGUUGCGGCGGGAAAAGCUACCGGAAUUGUCGUUUAUACGGGCAGUGAGACACGCAGCGUGAUGAACAACAGUCAACCACGAUCAAAAAUCGGUCUUUUAGACAUCGAAAUUAACGGAUUGACGAAAGUUUUGUUCUGCGCCGUCGUCGGACUCGCUUUUGUAAUGAUGUGCUUGAAAGGAUUCGGUGGCCCAUGGUAUCGCUACAUGUUCCGUUUCAUCCUGUUGUUCUCGUACAUCAUUCCGAUCAGUUUGCGCGUCAACCUGGACAUGGGAAAAGCUUUUUAUUCGUGGCAGAUGCAAAAUGACGAGGAAAUUAAAGGUACUGUUGUGCGUUCAACCACAAUUCCCGAGGAGUUGGGACGCAUUUCGUACUUGUUGACGGACAAAACGGGGACUUUGACACAAAACGAGAUGAUUUUCAAGAAAAUUCAUUGCGGCACAGUCGCUUUCGGCAACGAUUCGUUCGACGUGGUUGCCCAAACGAUUCAAUCUUUGCGCGAAAAUGCGACGCAAGUGACGUCACCACAUAAACCAGGCAUCAAAAUGCGCCGUCCCGAGGGAUGGCGUGUGUGGGAAAGUGUUCGUGCACUCGCUUUAUGUCACAAUGUCACGCCAGUCUAUGAAUCGCCGACAACCAACAAUAAAGGAGACAGCAAGAAGAAUUCCCCGAGCAAACAAGUCACUGAAAUCGUGGAUGGUCCAACAUAUCAGGCGUCAAGUCCCGACGAAAUUGCAUUGGUAAAAUGGACUGAAACUGUAGGACUUGCUUUGGUUAAUCGUGACUUGAAUACCAUCACUUUACGGUUCAAGAGUCCCUCGUUGAGAACUUCUUACACGGAAAAUGCGUCGAUUAACACGACAGUGACGAAUCUCUCGAGAGCAGAAGGCAGUAUCGCUUCAAGCAGCACGGAGUCUUUGGCUGAUUUUCAACGAACUCAUCCAGAUGACGAGUUACAAUUCAAAAUUUUACAAAUUUUCCCCUUCACAUCCGAAAGUAAACGUAUGGGGAUUAUCGUACGAGAUCAGCAAUCCGGCGAAAUCACGUUCUACCUUAAAGGAGCUGAUGUUGUGAUGACUGGGAUUGUUCAAUAUAACGAUUGGUUGAGCGAGGAAAGCGGAAAUAUGGCACGAGAAGGCUUAAGAACGCUCGUUGUCGCCAAAAAAGUCCUCACCGAGGAGCAAUAUAACGAUUUUGAGACGCGUUAUAAUGCGGCAAGGCUCUCAGUGGUCGAUCGUGCUUCAAAAGUGAGUGCCGUUGUGGAAUCUUUGGAGCGUGAGAUGGAACUUUUGUGCUUAACAGGCGUCGAAGAUCGUUUACAAGACCGAGUUCGCCCAACAUUGGAACUUUUACGCAACGCAGGGGUCAAAAUUUGGAUGUUAACCGGCGAUAAGCUCGAAACAGCAUGUUGUAUCGCCAAAAGUUCGCAUCUUGUGGGCAGAAGUCAGGGCAUUCACGUGCUAAAAAACAUUUCAACACGAACGGAUGCCCAUUUGGAGCUAAAUCAGUUCCGACGGAAGCAGGAUUGUGCUUUGGUUAUUUCCGGCGAGAGUCUCGAUGUGUGUCUGACUUAUUAUCAACAUGAAUUUAUGGAGUUGGCGACAAAUUGUCCCGCUGUGGUGUGUUGUCGUUGCAGUCCAACGCAAAAGGCGCAAGUAGUAGCUCUCAUUCAGAAACACACGAUGAAACGCACGUGCGCUGUGGGCGAUGGCGGUAAUGACGUUUCGAUGAUUCAACAAGCUGACGCCGGAAUCGGUAUCGAAGGAAAAGAGGGAAAACAAGCAUCGCUCGCAGGUGACUUUAGUAUCCCCGCGUUUCAACAUAUCGCGAAACUUUUACUCGUGCAUGGACGACAUUCGUACAAACGCAGUGCCGCCCUUUCGCAGUUCGUGAUUCAUCGUGGUUUGAUUAUUUCGACGAUGCAAGCGGUAUUUUCGGCAGUUUUUUACUUGUCGUCAAUCGCGUUGUACCAAGGCUUGUUGAUGGUCGGUUAUGCGACAGUUUAUACCAUGUUUCCCGUAUUUUCGUUGGUGCUCGAUCAAGAUAUCAAUGCUGGCAUUGCCUUAAAGUAUCCCGAGCUUUACAAGGAACUCUCCAAGGGACGUAGUUUAAGUUACAAAACUUUCUUCAUCUGGGUGCUGAUUAGCAUUUAUCAGGGCGGCAUCAUCAUGUAUGGCGCUCUCAUCUUGUUCGAAGACGAAUUUAUACACAUUGUGGCAAUUAGCUUCUCGUCGCUCAUCUUGACGGAACUCAUUAUGGUCGCUUUGACAAUCCGCACGUGGCAUCGCUUGAUGGUUCUCGCAGAAAUUUUCAGCUUGGCACUUUAUGUUAUCUCGCUCGGCGUUUUGAGAGACUAUUUUGAUUGGGACUUUAUUUGGACCACACAGUUCCUUUGGAAAGUUUCGAUGAUCACAAUUGUUUCGUGCUUGCCCUUGUACAUCCUGAAAUUCCUAAGGAAGAAAUUCUCGCCACCAUCAUAUUCGAAACUCUCCUAAAUAUCAACAACAAUAAAGAUAUAUCUCUGAGACAAACAAGUCUGACAUUUUUAUUUUGUAUUUUUGGACACCUUGAAUGAGAAGAAGAGUGUUGGUCAGAUUUUUGAUAUACAAAAAAUUACUUAUAAAAGAAAUUUAAAAAAAAUAACUGUUUUAUGUACUAAAAGUCAAAAAAUUAUUUACUAAAAAUUAUUAUUAUUAUUGAUACAAAAAUAAGAAAAGAAAAGAACAUUACUGUAAUAAUUAAUUAUUAUAUAUGGCAUAGCUAAAAAUAAAAAUGAUAAUAAUAUUAAAAU
This is a messenger RNA of Culicoides brevitarsis, 3869 nucleotides long. RefSeq names its product probable phospholipid-transporting ATPase IIB. Gene Ontology annotation, biological process: retrograde vesicle-mediated transport, Golgi to endoplasmic reticulum; endocytosis; phospholipid translocation. The record is from RefSeq and is a predicted model, not a curated record. Gene Ontology annotation, molecular function: ATP hydrolysis activity; ATPase-coupled intramembrane lipid carrier activity; magnesium ion binding. Bases 283 to 3573 code for a protein of 1096 amino acids. The transcript has 5 exons. Gene Ontology annotation, cellular component: plasma membrane; endosome; trans-Golgi network. NCBI's taxonomy places the organism in Eukaryota, Metazoa, Arthropoda, Insecta, Diptera, Ceratopogonidae.